Amphiprion ocellaris (clown anemonefish) is the source of this 1345-nucleotide messenger RNA. RefSeq lists its product as uncharacterized. The transcript is spliced from 2 exons. The coding region runs from base 197 to 1102 and encodes 301 amino acids. Lineage: Eukaryota; Metazoa; Chordata; Actinopteri; Pomacentridae. The record is from RefSeq and is a predicted model, not a curated record.
AGGAUCAGGAUGAUUGACGAGGGAAAGUUUCACAAACAUUUCUGAAGAAAACCACCCGUCACACCUGGUUAUUUCACAAUCCACACCAGCAUCUGUGUCUCCUAUAUAAAGGCAGCAGACUGUGAGUUAGAACAGCAGCAUUCAUCCACCAGGUGACUUCAUCCAGCCAACCACUGUCUGCAGAUACGAAGACAAAAUGUCCCAGUACAUCACUGACCUCCAAGUGUCUCUGGAUGAGACUGAGGAGAAUCAACUCCGUGCUCAAGGCUUCAUCAAAUCUGAUGUAGAUCUGAACAAAGGAGCUGGAGGAAAACACACCUACCUCUGGUACAAGACAGGUAGCUGUGGAGCCAUCACCAGGAUCCAGUUUUCCUUCACCGAUGCUAUGAGUGAGGGCCUGAGCAGGGCAGGGUACCACAAGAUCCCCAAAAACCUCAAUGCUGGAGCAGGAGGAGACUGCAUCUAUCUGUCGUUCUUCAAGGGUUCUUCAGAGUACCAUGUUCCCAUCGUGGACCUUGGAGGCUCUUAUGACGAUGAAUCCCAAGACCGAGACGUCUCUACAGUCAAUGUAGCCCAGAAAUCUCACUGUACGACCCUGUCCUGUGAUCUGAACCAGGACGCUGGAGGACAUCAUCUCAUCGUGUGUGUGAUAACCCCGCGGCCAACCUACAUCUGUGACAUCGUCGCCACCGUCAACAACGAGGGAGACAAGUACUACUUGUACAACGAUUACAUCCGUGUUGGUGUAAACACCAACAAAGGAGCAGGAGGGGACUCCAUCUACAUCUGGUACCGUAAGACCACGAGGCCUGAGGAGGCCAUCAAAGACCUGCAGGUCUCCACCAAUGACCACGAGUAUGACGAGUUUAUGUCCCAGGGCUAUAAGCUGGUGAACAUCAAUCUGAACAAGGGGACCGGAGGAAACAAUGUGCUUCUGUGGUACAAGAAAGAUGGCAGCAGCCGCCUCAUCAAAGACGUCUCUGUGAUUGCCUUCGACAAUACUGAUUAUAAAUGUAGGAACAAGCCUGUUGAAGUCAUCCAAAAAAACCUCAACGCAGGAAACUGCUGUGCACCUGAGCUGUUCCUGUGUUACUACUACUGAUGUCACCAUGGCGACAGAGCUGAGCAUGCUCACUGAGCAGAAACAAAAGAAUCCAAAAUAUUUCUGUUGAAUCUCUUUAAGUUUUCUCCUGUGAUGAAACCAUGAAAUGUGUUAAAUCACUGUGAUCUCAGAAGUUUUAUUCCUCAAACAUGUAGAAUCAGUCAACCUGUGUGUUCUUCAUUGAUUCUGUUUCUCUUCAGUCUGACUUUCUCUGAUUCAAUAAAGUCUCAUCUGCAUCUCAAA